Messenger RNA from Moneuplotes crassus, 1838 nucleotides. The record is from the annotation of a GenBank genome assembly. Lineage: Eukaryota; Ciliophora; Spirotrichea; Euplotida; Euplotidae.
CUAAAAUGAGUAAAGCAAAGACUGCAAAUUGGUUUCAAAAAUCUUUUUUGUACUUGAAUUCUUGGGUAAAAUCAUCCGACAAGUUUGGUGUUCCAGUCAGCCUCAACUUCAGAGGCGAGGAAUCCUUUAAAACAACAAUUGGAGGAAUAUUUUCGUUGAUCUCUGUGGUUCUCCUAGUGAUGUACACUGUUUCAGAAAUGAGAUUAGUAAUCACUAAAGGAAAGACUAGCAUCAAUAGUAAUAUUGUUUCCAGGAAUUUGCUUGAAAGCAAAGAGACUUAUCAGAUUGCUAAGAAUGACUUUGUGCUUGGUAUGGGAGCAAAUACAAAUGAACUUAUGGAUCCAACUUAUUUUAACUUUCAAUACAAGAACAAAAUCAUUGAAAAAGAUCUUAUCGGAGGGCCUGAAAUCAGGAAUGAAGAUGUAAAAUACUCCAUAGUUCUUUGUGAUGAUAAAUUUGAUAAGUUUAUUGAUAAAGAAGCAGCGAGGAGACUAAAUAUGCACUUAACUCUUUGUCCAAAUUCAAGUGAUUGGAGAAUUGGAGGAUCUGAAACAGGAUAUCAGUUUAGUUCAUUCAUUGGAUCAAUUAGAAGAUGCUCGAGUAGUGUACCUGGAUUUUGCAAAUCAGAUAUCAAUAAUAAAAUAAAUUCUCAAAGAUUUUUUGUGGCAUCAUCAAAUUACUACUUUGAUGUUGAUAAUUAUGAUAGCCCAGUCAAUGUUACAUUUGAAGAUGAGUUCAAUUACGCUCUUAUCCAAGGUAUGACUGUUGAAAAAACUCUAAGGGUGAGGAUAAAUAAAGCAUAUGAUUACACCAGCAUCUGGUAUCCUUCUGAGCCCAAAGAGUACACUUAUUACUCCAUAGAGUCUGUGAAAGAUGAUCUUCAAGCAGAAAAUGGAAGUGGAGACUUGGCCAGAAUUAAUAUAAUUUUGGACAAAAACUACAAAAUUGUUGAGCGCAAAGUAUAUACGUUCUAUGACAUGUUAGGACAAGUUGGAGGAGUCAUGGGUAUUAUAUACUCUCUCGGCUCUGUUUGAGUGAGCUUCUUCUCUGGAAAAAUCUAUAUUAUGACAUUACUAUCGUACUUUUAUAAAGUGGAAAGAAGUUCUGAUAUCCACAAAGUUACACCUUCUCAGAAAAUCAGUGUUAAAAGGCUCAAUUCUUUCCAAGAAGAUUUGAGCAAAAUUGCAAUCAAAGAAGAGGAGAAGUUUGAGGAUUCCAAAUGUAACAUCAGGAGUAGGACACAUGAAGAUAGUAGCUCAAAUAAAGUCUCUCAGCUUAAAGAAAAACUGACCUCGCUUCAAUAUUAUAAAUAUUCCUGUUGAGAUCUUUUCUACUCAAUUUUCUGAUGCUCAAAAUUUAGACGAAAGAAAUCAAAGGAGACACCUUUAUAUAAAAGGUAUAAAGAUUAUAGCUGAGGGAGAAAGAAGAUUGCUCAAGAGCUUGACUUGAUUUCAAUCAUUGAUACAAUGAGAACAGUCCAUAUUCUUUCGAAUAUUAUUUUUGAUAAGCAUAAAUAAAGUUCUUGCUCAGCAUCAACCGAUAAACCUGUGAUUUAAUGCUAAAGCAAAUUCAAAGCUAGAUUACCCUAAAACAGAAGAGAAAAUAAACCAAGAGAAAUUUUCUAAAACUCAGUUGGACACACUUCAAGACCUAGAACAAGAACUACUCUCCGAUCCCAUAACUCUAACACUCUUCACCAACAUAAUCCAGGCACCUGAGCUAGAUGGUGCUGUUAAUAAUCCCAAAAAUAAGCCUCUUCAGACCCCCAUAUCCUCAGACUUCCAAUUCCAAAAAGCACCUUAACUACCCUCUUACCAUUCAUAAUUUAUUUUGUUCAA